Molecule: messenger RNA, 876 nt
Organism: Batrachochytrium dendrobatidis JAM81
Lineage: Eukaryota; Fungi; Chytridiomycota; Chytridiomycetes; Rhizophydiales
Exons: 8
Coding region: 1-876 (291 amino acids)
Source: RefSeq, a predicted model, not a curated record
AUGUGUGUGUCUGCAACUAAAUUGCAGUUCAUGACACAUCCACACGAUCCAACAUGUCAAAUCAUGUAUCAUGAGUCCAAGAUUGAUCAAAAACCUGAUCAUGCAUGGUGUGAUGUGACCAUGAUCAUGGUGGAAUGUGUUGGAAUUGACAAUCGAUACACCAUGCACAUGACUGGAACAUAUAUAUUCGAAUGUGGUUUGGUUGGUGCCAGGUUGAUCAUGCAAUCGCAUCGGUGCAACGAUCCAGUCGCAUGGUGUGAUACAGUGGUUCGUGCAAUACAAUAUCCAGAUAUUUGUAGUGUUGAACACGACGAAUCUGUUGUUCGUGUAGCAUCAUAUCAAUUGGUAAUUCGGAAUCAAAGUGUUGUGACCACGGAAACUAACUGCUGUAUUGCAUCAGCUAGUCGAUUUCAAGAUAUAUCCGAGUCGAGAUCAGUUGCAUCGUCACGAAUUAGAAACAGUUUGGAUGGUGGAAGUGAAUCACGUAUAUGCCAGUACUGCCAUUACUGCAAGUCAAUGGAAUGGAAUGGAGUGAUGGCUGUUGUGUGUGUUGCACCACCAGACAUGACUCGAGCUGCUGCAAAUGUCAUAUCAAAACGAUCAUCAAUACUGUCCGGUCAAUGUUACCAUGUCAAAUCAUCUGUUUGGUUGAGCGAUACAGUCGACGUUUAUAUUCCCGAGCAGUAUGUGCAUGAAGUGGUGAAACACACAGUGAGGAUGUCGUUGGAUGCCUGCGUUGACAGUUUUUGUAGUUGCAGAUCCAGUUGGAUUGAUAGACAAGCAACUGUGCAAACAACUGUGCGAGUGGCAGGAUGUUUGAGAUCCAACAAAACACUGUUUGCACACAAGUUCGCGAAUGCAGAUUGUCAGACUUGA